UGAACCACGAACGAGAGAGACACACACGCACAGCUUUAUAAAGAGAAGACAGAGAAACCAAACAAAACACAAACUGUGAAUUUAUUUAUUUUUUUAAUUGAAAAAGAAAUGGGAAGCGAAGGGACGACGAUUGUGAGGAAGCCAAGGUUUCUGUGUCUACAUGGAUUCCGUACGAGCGGAGAGAUAAUGAAGAUACAGCUUCACAAGUGGCCUAAAUCUGUUAUUGACCGACUCGAUCUCGUGUUCCUCGACGCGCCUUUUCCUUGUCAAGGCAAAUCUGAUGUCGAGGGCAUCUUCGAUCCUCCUUAUUACGAGUGGUUCCAGUUUAACAAGGAAUUUAAUGAGUAUACGAAUUUCGAGAAAUGUUUGGAGUAUAUAGAGGAUAGUGUGAUCAAGCUUGGCCCUUUUGAUGGUCUCAUUGGCUUUUCUCAGGGUGCAAUUUUGUCUGGAGGAUUACCAGGACUGCAAGCAAGGGGAAUUGCACUCCAGAAAGUACCAAAGAUCAAGUUCAUCAUCAUUAUUGGAGGAGCUAUGUUCAAGUCCACCAAGGUCGCCAAGGAUGCGUAUUCAUCUACCAUGGACAUUCCCUCCCUCCACUUUCUAGGAGAGACUGAUUUCUUGAAACCUUACGGAACUGAACUGAUAGACUUGUUCAAGAAUCCGGUGGUAGUUAAUCAUCCUAAAGGCCAUACAGUCCCAAGACUUGAUGAGAAGAGCUUAGAGAAAGUUACUGCAUUCAUCGACACCAUUGAGCAUCUGCUAAUGGAGGAACUCAAGAUUGGUGAAGAAGCCACUACUAAUAAGCCAGAAUAGAACAACCACCUUAUAGUGGUAAUGUAUAAGACAAAUAAUUGUGAAAUGGCUGUAAAAUCAAAUUCUUCAUUACACACUCUUUUGCCUUUUACUACACAAGACAAAUAAUAAACGUUUCAUUCUUUAA
Molecule: messenger RNA, 940 nt
Organism: Raphanus sativus (radish)
Lineage: Eukaryota; Viridiplantae; Streptophyta; Magnoliopsida; Brassicales; Brassicaceae
Exons: 5
Coding region: 109-813 (234 amino acids)
Source: RefSeq, a predicted model, not a curated record